UAGAAGGUGUGAAUACACCAUCAUUUUAUUGUGGCCUAUACAGCAAAUGGAAACACAUAAGGGUGCCCUGACAUAAUCAUUCUUGUUAGUGAUGCUUACUAAAUCCCAAGGUCAGCCAUACAUUCUUAUAGUCAAUAUCUUAUUUAGUCUCACAUCAUUGACAUUUUUUAUGCACAAUUUGAUUAACCCAGUGUGGCAGAGAUUGCUGCUGUUCACUCUUCUUCCAGAACACACAUUUGCCAAUCUUUCCUGAAGUGUACUGUGGCAUGCGAAAGCUCCAGAUAUGAUGGACACCAUUCCAGGGCCACAUCGUGUUCUCCCCACAUUCCUUAUGUCCUUCUCUGAGCUGAAUGAAGAUGACAAUGAAGAUCCACUUCGAUGAUGAAGGUAUAAAGAAAGUAUGGAAGUGAUUGAAGUGAAUCAGGAUGGAGAAUGGAAGAACAGAUGGAGCUACAAUCAAGAAGGAGCCCAUGGAAUGCUCUGGGGUGCUGGGAAUGUUCUACUUAUAGAUCUUCAUGAACAACCAAAGAAAAGAGAUGCUGUUAUUACUCUCCCUCUUUUAGCAAUCAUGAACCUGAAUCACAGAGAGUUUAAGUAACAUUUAAGUUAGCGGCUACAGGAUCUAAACAGGAUCCUGCUAAACUCUCAGCAGGAUCAUCAGGACCAUGGUUAUAAAUAACAAGAAUAAGGAAGCACCAAAUAUUUCUGAUCCAAGAAGGUUUUCAGACUCAAAUGAAGGUGCCGGAAGGAUCUCUUCAAGGAGCAGCAAAGAACAUCCAGACAUUAGUGGACCCAGUGGUUGCAGUGUCUAAUCAAUCCCUUUAGAGAAGAAUGGCUCCUGAAAAUGGCUCUUUUGUGACUGAAUUCAUUCUGGUGGGAUUAACAGACCAACAAGGUCUCCGACUUCCUUUGUUCCUUCUGUUUCUAGCAAUGUAUGUGGUCACUGUGUUGGGAAAUUUGGGCUUGGUAACUCUAAUUGGGCUGAACUCAUACCUUCACACCCCCAUGUACUUUUUCCUCUUUAAUUUGUCCUUCAUUGACCUCUGUUAUUCUUCUGUGUUUGCUCCCAAAAUGCUGAUGAACUUCAUAUCAGAGAAGAACAUUAUCUCCUACAUGGGGUGCAUGACCCAGCUUUUCUUUUUUUGUUUUUUUGCCAUUUCUGAAUGCUAUGUGCUAAUGUCAAUGGCCUAUGAUCGCUAUGUGGCCAUUUGUAACCCACUUUUGUAUAACAUUGCCAUGUCCCCUAAAGUGUGUUGCAACCUUAUGCUUGGUUCAUACCUAAUGGCCUUGUCUGGCGCAAUGGCCCACACUGGGUGCAUGCUGAGACUGACCUUCUGUGAUGCAAACACCAUCAACCACUAUUUCUGUGACAUCCUUCCAAUGCUGCACCUCUCCUGCACCAGCACCUAUGUUAAUGAGAUGGUGGUUUUCAUUGUGGGGGGCAUCAACAUCACUGUGCCCAGUCUCACCAUCUUUAUUUCGUAUGGUUGCAUCCUUUCCAACAUCCUUCAAAUCAGCUCCAAGGAGAGCAGAUCCAAAGCCUUCAGCACCUGCAGUUCCCACAUAGUUGCUGUCUCUCUGUUCUUUGGAUCAGGUGCAUUUAUGUAUCUCCGGCCAUCUUCUGCUGGGUUUAUAAAUGAGGGAAAAAUCUAUUCUGUCUUAUACACCAAUGUGGUUCCCAUGAUGAACCCAUUAAUUUACAGUUUGAGGAAUAAAGAUGUUAAAUUUGCAUUGAGAAAAACCUUGAGUAGAAGAAAAUUUUGA
Messenger RNA from Microcebus murinus (gray mouse lemur), 1764 nucleotides. RefSeq names its product olfactory receptor 8B8-like. Gene Ontology annotation, biological process: G protein-coupled receptor signaling pathway. Gene Ontology annotation, molecular function: G protein-coupled receptor activity; olfactory receptor activity. Lineage: Eukaryota; Metazoa; Chordata; Mammalia; Primates; Cheirogaleidae. The record is from RefSeq and is a predicted model, not a curated record. Gene Ontology annotation, cellular component: membrane.